UCCCCAGCAGGGACACCUCCAGGGUCCGCACUUGGCCUCUUUACCGGGAAGACAGCCCAGGAGGGGAAGGCAGUGGGCAGCACAGACCUAUGGAGAGCCCCUCACAAGCUCCCCACAGUGGGGGCAGCCUCUGGAAGGGGCUUCUGCUCACAGCCUCCAUCCUCAGUGACUGGAUCCAGCUGACAUCUGCCCAAAGUGAUUCCGUCAGUGUUGUGCCAAACCCACCCUAUGGGGCAGUGGGCAGCAGCAUCACCUUGGACAUCCAGGGGUCCUCAGAGCAGACUCCCAGCUACACUUGGUACAGAGGGGCAGUAAGCCCCUCCAACGAGAUCGCUUUCUACCAGGUUGCUAGUGGACAGCUGACAUCAGCAGAUAGCCGGCUGAACGUGUCCUCCAAUGGCUCCCUGAUCAUCCGUGACCUCAUCCUCAAUGACACUGGUGACUACUUCGUACAAUUUCUUGAUCCCACAAGCAGCAAGAUAGUAACAGCAGAAGGAUAUUUAGCCGUGUAUGGGCCACUAUCCAAACCUACCAUCAGCAGCACCAACAUGGCCCCAGUGGAGAACAAGGACAAUGUCUCCUUGACGUGCCAGUCUGAGAGUCAAGAAGUCACAUACCUGGUUUGGUACAUAAACCAAAGCUCGCCAGCUGGUGACAGGAUAGUGCUGUCCCUGGAUAACAGGACACUCACUAUAAUCAAUGUCACAAGGGAAGACCAAGGACCCUAUGAGUGUGAAGUCCAGAACCCAGUUAGUGUCAAUAGAAGUGACCCAUUCACACUGAAUAUUACUUAUGGCCCGGAUACCCCCAUGAUUGUCCCCACAGAACCUAAUUACCCCGUAGGGGCAACUCUUGAGUUGUCCUGCUCUGCUGACUCUAACCCACCUGCCCAGUACACUUGGCUUAUCAAUGGAAUACAGACGGUGUUCACACCCCAGCUCUCUAUUCCUAACGUGUCGCUGAAUCACACUGGAACCUAUACCUGUAGUGCAUCUAACUCAGUCACUGGUCUGUCUAGCAGCAAAGACAUCAGUAUCACAAUCUCUGAAAUAGCAUCCAAACCUAACAUCACUGCAAACAGAACCAACGUCACUGAGAAUGGCACUUUGGUCUUCACAUGUAGCACAGAACAUGAGGGGAUAAAGAUUCUAUGGCUCUUCAAUGGCACAUCCCUGUCACUCAAUGAGAGGCAGUACCUGUCUGACAAUGACCAGACCCUCACCAUCCAGAAUGUGACAAGGAAGGAUGCUGGGUCCUAUCAAUGUGAAGUCUGGAAUCCAAUCAGUUCCAACAGAAGUGACCCCCUGGAAGUGACUGUGAACUAUGGACCAGACUACAUCCUAUUUUCACCGAAUCCUGUAACAGAUGAGAUUCAGGUCAUACUCCAAACGUCAUUGACCUUAGUAUGUCAGGUUGAGUCUUACCCACCUGCACAGUAUGAAUGGCGAGUCAAUGGCACUGUGAACCCUGAGUUCACCAAUAACACCUACGUCAUCAAAAAUGCAUCUUGGGAAGAUUCAGGACAGUAUACAUGUUUAGCAUGGAACAACAUAACUGAGUUGUCAGUGGCUAAGGACAUCACAAUCAGUGUGGUUGCAGAACAGUCUCAGAAAGGCUCCUCACUCUCUGGAGGGGCCAUCGCUGGCAUUGUGAUUGGAGUCCUAGCUGCAGUGGCUCUCAUUGGGGCACUCAUCUAUUGCCUGAGCUUCAGAAACACUGGAGGGGCCAGCGAACAUCAUCAUACAGAGCACAAAUCCUCAGCACCCAACCACAGGCAGACCUACUCUGACAACUCACCUAACAGGACUGAGGAAGUAUCCUAUGCCUCCUUGAACUUCAGUGCCCAGAAACCACUUGCCACGGAUCAAUUACACCACCCAAGGACAUGGUUUAUUCCGAAAUCAAAAAGAAAUGACCCGUCGUUCUUCUUGUCUGCCCUGGGGAUGGACACAUUGACUGUGAUCUUCCCCCAGCUUCCUCAAGCUCUGCGACACCAGCCUCGUGCAGCCCAGCUCUACCGCAUUCCCACCAACCUCAGGGAAGGAGGAGGAGGGUGGGCCUCCUGUCACCCUGGAGGCUUCCCAGGCGGGCCCCUCCCCUCCAUUGUCAACAGAGGACAGGGACACAUUGGGCGCUUCUCGAAGCUCACCUUCUUUCUCUCUUCAAAAGUUGGCAGCCUCUCCUAGAAGAGGGUGGCCAUCGAGACAUCUCAUCCCUGGCACUCUCCAAUCACACACCUGUGCCUCCCUCUCUGCUCCAAGCACAAUCAUCAGGCGUGCCCCUAGCUUGGCCAGUUAGGACAAUGUGAACUGGGGCUGCUGCCCCCUGACCAGAAGCUAGCAAAGGGAGGAGCAGCUGCUAGACCUGGACUCAGGACUGGUUGCAAAGCUUAGCUCUUCGGCUUACACCGUCCUUCUGACCUUGGGAGACUUCCCUCCCUUCCACCUCAGUUUCUCCCUCUGUAAAGUGAAGAAGUUGGAUUGAUGAUCUCUAGGGACUUUUAUAGCUCUAGACCCUGUGACUCUGAGCCAGCAUCUGAGACAGUCUCUGGAAGGGGGAAAAGUGACAGCCACCAUCAGCCCAACACCAGGUUUUCCAUUUUCUGUCUGGACUCUGCUGUCCCUGCCCUGCCCUUCCUAUGCCUAUCCUUCCUCCCCAGCAAGGAAGGGGGUUUACGGGGGAGGACAAGAGCUCAGAGACCAUCUUCAGCAGGCACUUUACUACCCAGUCCACCCAGGGAGGGGAAUGUUCCCUGUUUUAAUGCACAGCCCAGUUUCCUGAGCACUACCAGAAAGCUGUUAGCCAGAACCCUAAGGGAAUUCCCUAUGGAAAAGGCAAAAGUCCAACCCAGAGGGCUUUCAAAGUCUUUACCAUCUCUGCUCAGGGAAGCUGCCCAGAGAGAUAAGAGGACCAGAUCAGCAAUGAGUCAUUGUCACCUUCCAGAAAAAUCUGGGGGAAGGGGGGAUGGGCAGUGGAAUCCACACUAGCCCAGAGAAAACUUGGCCUCUGGUGGGUGAAUGUUGGGACAAUGCAAACAUCUGGCUGUUAUCUUUCCAUUUUCUGGGUCUUUUCAGCCCAAGAAGGAUGGGAAAAGGGGCUGGUAGAACUCUGGUGUUUGUCUUUUACUUAACUGCCUUAUCUAACCUGCUUGCCUAAUGCAGAAGCUUCCAGUCCACUCAGUGUUCUAUUACCCUGGUCCCUGUGGCUUCCCAGGGAUCCAGUCAAGGUCUCCAGACAGGAAUGGGAAGGAAGGUGAGAGUAUCUUCUCAAAGUAGGGAGAGGGGAUCCCAGCAGUCACUGGAGACAUCAGUCAGCCAGCUCCAUGGUGCCCACACCUCCUCUCCCCCCCUGCACCCAUGCACAAUCCACUGCCUCUGUCACCCCCGCAUACCCUUUCAGGAAACAAUGGCCUCUACCUAAGGCAUGUUGUGUGGGUGGGUUUGGCCCCCUGGCACAUUGGAAGCUCCCCCAGGGGCCGUGUUUACACUCCCACGGGCAGCAGAGACUUCAUACUGGUGCUGAGGUCCCCAGGGGAGAAUGAAGGAUGCAACCCACAAAUCUGUCUUGCCUUCCCCAGCCAUUGGGAAUCUUUCUCUGGGAGCUUCACCCAUCACAAAUAGCUCCAAAAAGCCCCACCACCCCCAACUAGAAUCACAGAAUAAUAUCAGAAUGGUGGAAGAUCCCAGAAGUCAUCUAGUCCAGCUCAAACCAGAGCAGGGGGAGAGGAAGAGAAGGGGGAGCUUAGCUUUCUAUCCAGCCUUCUACAGGGUUGGGCAGGAAGGUUUUCUAUCCAGUACUUCUAUCCAGCUCACCCUGAAUCCGAGGGGUCUCUCAUCAUAAAGAAGAUCCCCAUAGUGAGGUCUCAGUGCUGAAACACCUUUUCCAUGACUCACUCCCCAAGAUCCAAAGACUGUACCCCCUCUCACCAGAUCCAGACUGGGGUAUUUAAUUUUACAUGGCCCAAGGACGUUUCUCUCUCUCUCUCUCUCUCUCUCUCUCUCUCUCUCUCUCUCUCUCUCUCUCUCUCUCUCUCUCUCUCUCUCUAAUGACUGUUUGUAAAGUUGAUUUGCUAUCUAUUUAUAAUAAAAAUGAUAUCAUUCAAACAUGAA
Phascolarctos cinereus (koala) is the source of this 4109-nucleotide messenger RNA. The record is from RefSeq and is a predicted model, not a curated record. NCBI's taxonomy places the organism in Eukaryota, Metazoa, Chordata, Mammalia, Diprotodontia, Phascolarctidae.